AUGCUUCAAAUCCCAAUCUCAAUCCCAAUCAAUUCUGCUCCGAAAUUCAAUUCAAUCAAAACUUACAUCCACAAGGUUCGAAUAAAAGAUGAUUUGAUCACAGCUUCGUGGAUCCCAGGGACACGCUUGAUAGCUUUCUCGACGGACCCAGCGCAAGCUGAGCAAGUCAUACCAAAACGCGAUAAACCGCCCUUGAAAUCGCUUCCUCGAUCUCAACCACAGUCGUCUCUUAAGAUGAUCCGCCGCCGUGAGACCUCGUUAAGUGUUCCGGAACAACGGGGUAACGCUCGAUGA
This is a messenger RNA of Arabis nemorensis, 294 nucleotides long. NCBI's taxonomy places the organism in Eukaryota, Viridiplantae, Streptophyta, Magnoliopsida, Brassicales, Brassicaceae. The record is from the annotation of a GenBank genome assembly.